This is a messenger RNA of Lacerta agilis (Sand lizard), 3840 nucleotides long. It is a transcript of the gene MYT1, whose product is annotated as myelin transcription factor 1. Gene Ontology annotation, biological process: regulation of transcription by RNA polymerase II. The record is from RefSeq and is a predicted model, not a curated record. Bases 456 to 3821 code for a protein of 1121 amino acids. The transcript is spliced from 23 exons. Lineage: Eukaryota; Metazoa; Chordata; Lepidosauria; Squamata; Lacertidae. Gene Ontology annotation, cellular component: nucleus. Gene Ontology annotation, molecular function: DNA-binding transcription factor activity, RNA polymerase II-specific; RNA polymerase II cis-regulatory region sequence-specific DNA binding; zinc ion binding.
CCGCCUCCUUUCCACCGCCCCCCCCGCCAUUCCCAUUAAUGAGAGCGAUCAUUAAGUGAGACACUGCCUUUAGCGAGCUUAAAGAGUUCACACACUAAAGACUUAUCAGCGGUUUUAAUUGAAAGCUACGAACCUUCUUCCACGCAUGUUCCCGGCGUAAGGAAGUGGGGAGGGGGGGCCGCUUUCAGCAAGUGCUCUCUCUCCUCUCCACCUCUCCCCCCCCUUUCCAACCUCUCCACCUUCCAACUCUCCCGCUCCCCCCCAUCUCCACCCACCCACCACCCCAUGUAAAUUUCAUGAUUGCUUUCCGUGAUGUCAUUUUGAAAAGAGACAGACAAUAGGCUGUGAGCAAAGAAAAUGAGUUCCGAGGCAAACUGCUGAGUCAAAGGUGGACCCGUGGAGAAAAGAUCAGCAGUUGCGAGACAGCCAAAGGCCUCCACAGCAGGCACACCAAGAUGAGUUUAGAGAAUGAUGAUAAGCGAGCACGUACACGAUCAAAGGCAAUCAGAGUACCUACAGAACUCAUUGGCCAGGAGGUGAGCUGCCCUACUCCAGGAUGUAACGGAUCGGGACACAUCCGGGGGAAGUACGCAAGACACAGGAGUUUACAAAGUUGCCCCCUCGCAAAGAAGAGGAAACUUCAAGGUGCAGAAGCAGAACAUUUGGCAUCCAAGAGGAAAUCCCACCCGCUCAAGCUAGCCCUCGAUGAAGGCUACAGCAUUGACAGCGACGGCAGCGAAGAGGCAGAAGCGAAAGAGGAGUCCGUGACGGACGACUCCGAGGGCACGCUGGAGGAGGAAGAGGCAGAAGCGGUAGACCAAGAGGAGGCCUGCAGCAGCUGUCCACCAGAAGAAGGCCAAAUAUCGGAAGGAAGUCUUGCAGCCAAGGGGCAGGUGUCCAAAAGCAAAGGACAGGUCUCCAACACUGGGGAGGAUGUGCACUUGCUACAUGAAGGAGCAGCGGAGGAAGAGGAGGAGGAGGAAGAAGAAGAGGAGGAGGAGGAGGAAGAGGAGGCAGUUGAGGAGGAAUGUGAAAAGGAGAUCAUCAUCCAAACGGAGGAUGCGGAGGAAGUCAUUGAGGUCACCAGUGAACGUAGCAGCGAUUUGUGCCUGGAACAUCGGGAUGACGAGGUGAGCUAUGAGGAAUCUUGCAAACUGCAAAAGGAGGAGGAAGACGAGGAAGAGGAGGAGGAAGACAAUGAAGAGGAGGAGGAAGAGGAGGAGGAAGAUGAAGAGUAUGAGGAGGAGGAAGAGGAGGAGGAAGAAGAAGAGGAGGAGGAGGAGACAUCGACUGCAGUGAUCUGUGAAGAAGCUCCUCACACAUCUCAGGACUCCCCCAAAACCCACUGUGAAGGACAGAUAGUCGGCCCCAAGCCUGAGUAUUCUGUCAUUGUGGAGGUGAGGUCAGACGAUGACAAGGACGAUGAUUCCCACUCCCAGAAAUCCACUGUGACUGAUGAAUCUGAGAUGUAUGACAUGAUGACCCGGGGGAACCUGGGUCUCUUGGAACAGGCCAUUGCUCUGAAAGCUGAACAGGUUAAGGUUGUGAGAGAGCCUGGCCAGCAGCUGGCCGGGGAGCAUGUGAAACUUUUCCAGGUCGAGGACAAGCAAAACAAAGCCCUGGACUCCAUCAGAAAGAGCUACUACAGCAAAGAUCCUUCAAGACCCGAGAAGCGAGAAAUCAAAUGCCCAACCCCUGGCUGUGAUGGCACAGGGCAUGUCACAGGGCUGUACCCUCACCACCGCAGUUUGUCUGGCUGCCCGCACAAAGACAGGAUCCCUCCUGAGAUCCUGGCCAUGCACGAGAAUGUAUUAAAAUGCCCGACGCCAGGGUGCACAGGACAAGGCCACGUGAACAGCAACCGCAACACUCACCGAAGCUUAUCCGGGUGCCCCAUCGCAGCUGCUGAAAAACUAGCCAAAUCGCACGAGAAGCAGCAGCCCCCAACUGGUGACCCAUCAAAGAACAGCUCAAAUUCUGAUCGGAUACUCAGGCCGAUGUGCUUUGUGAAGCAACUGGAGGUGCCUCAGUACGGGAGCUACAGGCCCAAUAUGGUUCCUGCCACGCCAAGGGCCAACUUGGCCAAGGAGCUGGAGAAGUACUCCAAGGUCACCUUCGAUUAUGCAAGUUUUGAUGCUCAGGUUUUUGGCAAACGCAUGCUUGCCCCAAAGAUUCAGACUAGCGAAACCUCACCUAAAGCCUUUAAAUCCAAACCUUUUCCAAAGGCCUCUUCCCCCGGCCACAGUCCCUCCAGCAGUUACGUGAAGAGCACUUCGUCUUCAUCCACAGGCUUCGACUACUCCCACGAUGCGGAAGCUGCGCAUAUGGCUGCCACUGCCAUUUUGAACCUCUCCACUCGCUGCUGGGAAAUGCCCGAGAACCUCAGCACGAAGCAGCAAGAUCUCCCCAGCAAGUCAAUGGACAUUGAAGUGGAUGAAAACGGGACUCUGGAUUUAAGCAUGAACAAGCACCGGAAACGGGACAGCGCCUUCCCCAGCAGCAGCAGCUGCAGCAGUAGCCCCAGCAUCAAAUCCCCAGAUAUAUCCCAACGCCAAAACAGCACCAGUGCCACAAGCAGCACCAUGACCUCACCCCAGUCCAGCCACACGUCCCGCCAAGAUGAAUGGGAUGGCCCCAUUGACUACACCAAACCAAAUCGACAGCGGGAAGAGGAGCCAGAAGAGUCAGAGGCUGCUGUACGUUCCUUCGCCUCUUCCGAAGUUGAUGACCAAGAAGUACCUGAAGAAAACUUUGAAGAAAGGAAGUAUCCUGGGGAAAUCACCUUAACCAACUUCAAACUCAAAUUCCUUUCCAAGGAGAUCAAGAAAGAGCUACUUACUUGCCCUACCCCAGGCUGUGAUGGCAGCGGACACAUCACGGGGAAUUAUGCCUCUCACCGCAGCCUUUCUGGUUGCCCUCUUGCUGACAAGAGUCUCAGAAAUCUCAUGGCUGCCCAUUCUGCUGACCUCAAGUGCCCAACGCCCGGCUGCGACGGCUCCGGCCACAUAACAGGAAAUUAUGCAUCACACAGGAGUCUGUCGGGCUGCCCUCGUGCCAAGAAAAGUGGGAUCAAGAUCACCCCCACCAAGGAUGACAAAGAGGAUCCAGAGCUGAUGAAGUGCCCUGUUCCUGGUUGUGUUGGGCUUGGACACAUCAGUGGCAAAUACGCCUCACAUCGCAGUGCCUCGGGGUGCCCCCUCGCAGCCCGGAGGCAGAAAGAAGGGUCUCUCAAUGGUUCGUCCUUUUCAUGGAAGUCACUCAAGAACGAGGGUCCCACUUGUCCAACCCCAGGUUGUGAUGGCUCGGGUCAUGCAAAUGGAAGCUUCCUCACUCACAGAAGCCUGUCGGGGUGUCCAAGAGCUACUUUUGCUGGGAAAAGGGGGAAAAUCUCAGGGGAUGAAAUUCUCAAUGCUAAAUUCAAGACCAGUGAUGUUCUAGAGAACGACGAAGAAAUUAAGCAGUUAAACAAAGAGAUUAGUGAGCUGAAUGAAUCCAACACUGAAAUGGAAGCAGCCAUGGUGAAGCUGCAGUCGCAGAUCUCAAGCAUGGAGAAGAACCUCAAGAACAUUGAGGAGGAGAACAAGAUUAUAGAAGAGCAGAACGAAGCCCUCUUCCUUGAGCUCUCAGGGCUGAGCCAGACUCUUAUCCAAAGUCUUGCCAAUAUCCGCCUUCCACACAUGGAGCCAAUCAGUGAGCAGAACUUUGAUGCGUACGUCAACACCCUUACUGACAUGUACACGAACCAGGAAUGCUACCAGAAUCCUGAGAACAAGGACCUGCUGGAAAGCAUCAAAAAGGCCAUUAAAGGAAUUCAGGUCUAAUUACAAUGGGACAAAGAAG